Messenger RNA from Endocarpon pusillum Z07020, 1029 nucleotides. RefSeq names its product Glutathione S-transferase omega-like 2. The record is from RefSeq and is a predicted model, not a curated record. The transcript has 4 exons. The coding region runs from base 1 to 1029 and encodes 342 amino acids. NCBI's taxonomy places the organism in Eukaryota, Fungi, Ascomycota, Eurotiomycetes, Verrucariales, Verrucariaceae. Gene Ontology annotation, molecular function: glutathione transferase activity. Gene Ontology annotation, cellular component: cytoplasm.
AUGUCGACAGGAAACGCAUCGAAGAUCACCGAUUGGGUAGAUCCCAACGACAAAUCUGGCGAGUUCAAAAGAGGGCGGUCUGCCUUCAGAAACUUUAUAUCUCGAGAGCCAGGGGCAGAAUUUCCGCCCGAGAAGGACAGAUAUCAUCUUUAUGUAUCAUAUGCAUGUCCAUGGGCCCAUCGCACCCUAAUCGUGAGGAAGCUCAAAGGCUUAGAGGAUAUCAUACCAUACACCAGCGUACACUGGCACAUGCUUGAGAAGGGCUGGCGGUUUGCAGAGCCAGACGAGAAGGUUCCGGGCGACAACGUCACUAAAGACCCUCUCCAUCCCGAAUACACCCAUCUUCGUCAAAUAUACUUCCAGGUCGAACCGCAAUAUGCAGGUCGCUUCACGGUGCCUACACUGUACGACAAGAAAAAGGAAACAAUCGUCAGCAAUGAAUCCUCAGAAAUCAUUCGAAUGUUCUAUACCGAGUUCGAUGACCUUGUUUCGGAGAAGUUUAAGAAUGUCGAUCUAUAUCCAGAGAAUCUGAGGGAGGAGAUUGAUGCUACCAAUGAAUGGACCUACGAUAAUAUCAACAAUGGAGUCUAUAAGUCAGGCUUUGCCACAACUCAAGAAGCUUAUGAAAAAGCUGUGAUCCCCCUGUUCGAAGCACUUGACAAAGCGGAAGCGCAUCUUGCCAAAGGACCUGGCCCAUAUUAUUAUGGCGAGAACAUCACAGAGGCAGAUAUCAGAUUAUAUACCACCAUCGUUCGGUUCGACGUGGUCUACGUCCAGCAUUUCAAGACCAAUAUCAGGGAUAUCAGAUCAGGCUAUCCUCACUUACACAAAUGGUUGAGAAAGCUGUACUGGGACGUGCCAGCAUUUGGGGAGACAACGCAGUUUGAGCACAUCAAGAAUCACUACACGAAGAGUCACCGGCAGAUCAACCCUCCCAGUAUCACACCGGUUGGCCCGCAUCCUAACAUUUUGAAGAAGGAUGAAGAAGUCCCCGCUGUUGAGGCGGCUCUCAAGGCAGCAGGUCGCUAA